CAUUUAUUAGUGGUCGAGGAGACGGUGUCAUGGUGUUCUAUCAAAGGCCUCGGUAUAUAUCUUAUUACUAGCACAUCAGGUCUCAGUUGGAUAGCGAUAUUCCUCUGGUACGAGUAUUCUAAUUCUCAAAUUUCGACAUCGAUCAGGGUCCGAUCUAGUCAGGGCCCUGCUAACAUAACACAAAAUGGAGCGUCUAACAGAGUUACAGAUUGCAGAGUUAAAGGAUACGUUCAUGUUGUUUAACAAGGACGGCGAUGGUCACAUCACACCCGAGGAGCUACAGGAGUCCUUCAAAGAGAUGGGACUUGAAUUCACCCAAACCGAGCUACAGGAGAUGAUCAAGGAAAUCGAUGACGAUGAUAACGGGCUGAUCGACUUUCCCGAGUUCUUGCACUUCAUGGCUCAGAAAAUGAAAGAGGCCCAGCAGACGGAUGAGAUCAUGCAAGAGGCGUUUAAGAUGUUUGACAGCGGUACCAAGGGCUACAUUGGCGCCGAAGACGUCAAACAGAUGUUGGGUAUCUGGGGAGAGGAGAUCUCCAUGCAGGAUGUGAGGGCCUUGAUGAAGGAGGCGGACAAUGAUGGUGAUGGGAAGAUUGACUUUGAAGGCCGGCACAGCCAUCAGGGUGUUACUGCUGUCACCGAGUGGUUCCUGACAAGAAUCACCAACGUAUUGAGUAAAACCUUUUGCUCCUGGAGAGCUCGGCAUAGAAUGGUCUUCAGCCGCAAGGCUGAACACCUCACAGAAGAUCAAAUUGCUGAGUUAAAGGAAGCGUUCAAUCUGUUCAACAAGAAUGGCGAUGGUCACAUCUGCGAGACGGAGUUGGUCCUCUCCGCCAGCCAGAUGGGUCUCAAGAUCCCCGACUACGAGGCCCGCCUCAUGAUCAACGAAAUCGACGAAGAUGAUGUUAAAACUAAAGAAAAAGCUAACGAUAACGCGAAAGUCGACGAUGACGGUGAUCACGUGGUCGACUUCCCGGAGUUCCUCAACUUCAUGGCGAUCCAGAUGAAGGAAGCCCGCCAGAAAGAUGACGUGAUGCAGCACGCGUAUAAGCUGUUUGACCGUGGUAACAAGGGCUACAUAAGUCCCGAGGACGUCAGGACAAUGAUGGGCAUCUUGGAGGAGGAUAUCACGGCAGAGGAGGUGAAUCAGAUUAUCAGGGAGGUGGACCCGACUGGCAGUGGCAGGAUCAACUUUGAAGAUUUCCAUGGCAUGAUCAUGUCGAGGUAGGGCGGAUCAAAAGAUGGAUCCCAGUCACCCGAGCUUCUGACAAGUACGCCUCGUGGACGUCUGUGGAGACGAAAUGCUUGCUAUGCCCUAGUCAGACUUUACAGGCAGAUGCUUGUGAAUUUGUUUUAAGUUCUGCUGUGUUUUUAGUGAUACGAACGCAGUUUCUGGGUUAGAAUAUCGAUAGGUAAAUCUUAUUGACUGUCUUAUCCGCAAGACCAACCACAUCGCUCUUGAGAGGAGCAGCAUGACAGUUGUUAUUAGGAAUGAGGACCACUUCCCGUGAGAGUAUAGACAGAUCACUUCGUUAUGCCCACGACAUGCUAUGAUUCAUUGGCAUUGGUGCUGAAGUACGUGUCUACUUUUGUUACAGACGUAUUGAGCACAUCCUACUUCGUUCACUCUCGAACUUUGUGAACAUUAUAAACUAGUCUUUGGUAGCGACAAUGUGAGAGCUUUAAUUUGUUAGAAUAAAGAUCCCAUAGAAUGCAACUGGACGGAUUUUCUCAGCUUUUUUCUGCUACAUGUAGACCAGGAAACAAAAAGUCCACUGCAGAAGUGCAAGGUAUUGACACAAGCAUACAAUGACAGAAACCUAAGGGGACAGUUAUUUCCGUUACACCGGAUAAUCAACAACGGAAAAAGUGAGCUGUGCAAUAAUAAGAUUUAUUUGAAAUAGUUUAGGAUAUCACGGAAUACCCAGUGAAUGGUGAUAUCACGGAAUACCCAGUGAAUGGUGUAGACAUAACAUAAUACAAUAAUAAAACAUCAUAAAUAGCAAAACAUCAGAACAUGGACUAUCACAAUAGAAGCUUGAAUCGUUAAAACAAAGCUAAGUUUGUUUGCUUCCCGCUUAGCUGAAAUUUGUUACAUUAUCUAUUUGUUGAAUCUAUCUGGCAAAUUGGCCAAUUUUACAACCUAAUUUCAGAUGCUUUUUCUUUUUGAGACUACAGUGCUGUUUUGAAGUGCUCAAUUAGGUCAACAUCUAGACUUCAGCUAUCACUAAAUCUGGGUGAAGUUUGUGUCAA
Molecule: messenger RNA, 2253 nt
Organism: Lineus longissimus
Lineage: Eukaryota; Metazoa; Nemertea; Pilidiophora; Heteronemertea; Lineidae
Exons: 9
Coding region: 185-1228 (347 amino acids)
Molecular function (GO): enzyme regulator activity; calcium ion binding
Source: RefSeq, a predicted model, not a curated record